GUUUUGAGUAUGUCUAGAGUUGUAUACCCCGUACAUAUGUAGGGCUCUGGAGAGGAUGGUUCAAAUUGAAGUCGCGUGCAGACCAGCAACCCAGGUCCCACUAGUGCUCCUGCCAUAUUAAGCUUAGCCCGGGAUUCGCCAGGUUCUCGGCCAGAGUCUCGGCUCUUCGUGGUCAACGGUCUUUUAUUUCCUUCGACGUUGUCUUCCUCGACCAGCAGCUCUCUCUUGCCAUCGUCAACGACUGCGACGCCAGUUUCUCGUCUUUAAUCCACCAUGCGUUGCUGCCCGGCGUCCGCAGCGCGCAUCCUCACGCUCUUUUCCCUCGUCGUCUUAGCAUCACAUUCUUUUACUCUUGUCAACGCCCAGUCCUCCCCCACCACUUCAGUUAAUAGCGAGACGGGGAUUCCUUCUCCUCCUAUAGUUGUACCGUCUCUUUCCUCAUCUCCUUCUUCUUUGCCUACCCCUUCUUCGUCUCCUCCUGCCACUCAGCCUUCUCAGAAGCCUUCUCCGGAGACAAUUGUACCACCAUCCACUUCUACUGUGACUUCUGACCCUCCUACACCUUCUUCGGCGAGUCCUACGUCCACUUCUGCUACUAUCACGUCGCAGUCUACACAGGAUAUUUUGAGCAGUAGCUCAUCCCUUGAGAGCUCUUCAUCUGCGUUAGUAUCCUCUAGCUCAUCCUCUUCGUCCUCCGGCAUCUCCACGGUAUCAAGUAGUUCUUCGAGCACAGCUGUCAUUACUCCUUCUCCCACACCGGCCCAGACAACAGGUCCUACCACUGCUUCAUACAGGCGUAUUUCAAGCACUCAUGCUCCAGGUGAACCCACCGAUCUCCCCGAGCCUACCGGUGCACUGUCAGAGGCCACAUCGAAGGGCUUCUUCAGCAAUAAGGGUGCCGUCGCCGGAACUUUCACUGUGGUCGCGAUCGUCGCUGUCGUCUUGGUGAUCGCUGUCAUCAUGAUGUUCAGGCGCCGUCUUGCCCGCAGACGCGAUGAGGAAGAUGAGGUUUACUUCGAGAAGUACCGGGAGCCUGAGCCUGAAGUUCGAAACGCUCACCCUCUCACUAAUCUCGGCGGUCUCGGACAAAGCGCUACCAAUCUCGCGUCUCAUGCUUCACCCGACUCAUAUCCUGAUCGCAACGUUCACUAUGGCCAUUCCCCUACCGGAGAUCAGGCAGCUUACGACUAUGAUAACCCGCAAGAGUACGGUAUGGAGUAUCCUCCUGGUACUGCCUAUGCCGCUGCUGUCACUCAUCCAGGUCAAUACCAAUACGGCGUUGGGCCUAAUCUUGCGGGCCAUGGCGCCGGAGCAUAUGACAGCAUCGGCGGAGGAAAUCAGUACGAGCACCAGGGCGGUCAAACCAGGACUUCACCAGGGCCGUUUGCUGACCCUGGCAACUCUGCCAGGCAUCCAGCCGCACCACCUGUAAACCAACCCUAUGCGGACGCGUACGACGCGUAUACGGCGCAUGAUGGGUAUGCUCAACCACGCUGAGAAAGAAACUAUCGACUGCAGCAAAAAAUAGGACGCUUUUUUGUGUGCGUAUAACGUGGAGAGCAGUGGGUCGCAUGCAUUAGUGGAUGUGUUGCCCCCGCCCUGUGAACUUUUUUUCAUGACUAUAUACCCUUAUCCUGCCGGCCUUGUUCCCUCAGUAUUCCCUUCUUACCCAUUUGUGUGUUUGUACAUCAUCGUCUUUCUUAUUUGUUGCACUCCCCAAUAUUGUCGAUGAUGAAGUGAACUUGUAAUCUGUCUUUCUCUGUCUUGAGUGACGAGAUGGAGAUGGAGGAUUCUGGUUCAUUUAGGUUACGUAUCUUGUUUGUUUCCAAGGUUCUUGGGUGUGUGUGUUAGUACGUAUAAUUAUUAUUACUGGUCAUGACUGUUUGUUUUGUAUCUUUGUGUCCUCGUUUACCUUCGAGAGAAAGAUAUAGCAAUUGUAAUGACUUCUUUCUACACAUGUUGUCGCAUACG
Messenger RNA from Somion occarium, 1971 nucleotides. NCBI's taxonomy places the organism in Eukaryota, Fungi, Basidiomycota, Agaricomycetes, Polyporales, Cerrenaceae. The record is from the annotation of a GenBank genome assembly.